Trypanosoma cruzi is the source of this 2465-nucleotide messenger RNA. RefSeq names its product retrotransposon hot spot (RHS) protein, putative. The transcript has a single exon. Lineage: Eukaryota; Euglenozoa; Kinetoplastea; Trypanosomatida; Trypanosomatidae. The record is from RefSeq and is a predicted model, not a curated record. The annotation marks the transcript as partial.
AUGACUCUUGUUUUGGCUGCGAGUCAUUUAUGUGACUAUUUUCUUUUUUAUUUCUUUCUUGUUUGUUGGUUAUUAUUCAGCUUUAACUCAAUCCAACCAAGAAAACAAGGAGAAACAAUGCCUCCAAAGCGCAAUAGAGUGCAAGGUGGCAAUGCCACGAGUCGAGCGUCUGCCGUGCCGCAGGGAGAUCGUCAGAGGAGAGCGAGGCCGGAGUCUGAGGGUGUCACGGAUCAACCCGCUGCGACACAAAUAAGAGUGGAGGAGGCGCGGCAAUUAAUGUGGACCAUGAGAAGCACCGUAGAGGACAUCCUGCUGGAGGGAAGCACUAACAGGAGCAACAUGAAGCUGAAUGAAUUCAUUCGGAGCUACUUGGGCAAGGAGUGGGUUGUGGAAAGAAAUGGGAGCGUCGCUAUGGAGGCGUUUGUUCAGAAUCCCGAGACGUUUAUCAAAAAGAAAAGGUUAUUACACACAAUAAAGGCAUUGCCGUCAUACAGAGAGCUGGAGAAAAGGAAAAUUCUAUUGGAGGCUAUUUAUAAGCUUAAUCACGAGGGUGUGCACUUUCUCGAGCAAUGGAGGGACUAUGAAGGAAAGGAUACGCUCACUCUACGUGUAUGUGAAAGACUAAACGGAGUUCUCACUCAGGUACUGAGAGAAGAAAGGCGGGAGGCAGGAGAAAGGGCAAGGCGGGAGGAACAAGUAGAACUUACCCUAACUACCAGGAUCAAAGAUGUACUGUUUAAAGGAAGAGUUCGCUUCAUGGACAUAAAGCUGAAUGAUUUUCUUACGAUGGAAAUGGAAGGCAGAGGCAUUUUGCACGCCAAUCGGAAUGUCUUACUGAGGGAUUUUUUCAGUGAUCCCACGAGGUAUAUCCCUGAUGCGAGAGUAUUGGUCGAAGUACAGAAAAAAAGGUUAUUAUCUGAGUUUGGAGAGGCACUGUAUCGGGAGGAAAUGGGUUUGGAAGAAGCUGUACGCAGGCUUCACGAGAAUGGUGUGGACAGUCUACUUGGAUGGUCAUUAGCUACUGCGAGGGCAAAAACAAGUGUUAGCAACAGCACUAAACAAUCACUGGAUGCAGCCCUUCAUGUGGCGAGGAACCCGACGACGACGAUUGCACCGAUAUACCUGGAGGGAUUCUACGAGUCUGUGUACAAUGCGAGGUGGCAUCAUGUCGUGGAAGUUCCUGGUGAAGAGGGGACGGUAAUGAAGGUAAAGGAGGGGGAACCACCGCAGUCAUGGACGUACAGGGCAGUUGGCGGCACUUUCGAAAAGAAAGACGGUGUGUUGCAACCAGGUGUAGAGCGUCCCAGACUGAUAGUGCUUACCUCGGACAGGGGAUGGCCGUACUCGUGGAAACGGGGGGAGAGUGGAAUUCUUCCUGACUGCUAUUUGAACUCUGAGGUGGAGCGAGUGUGGCGGAUCGUGAAAAAGGAUCUAACCAAAUUGUUCAGCAGACACGGUAAGAACAAACCUUCGUGUCAUCCGCGUGUGUUGAUUGGGACGCCCGGGAUUGGGAAGUCGAUGAAUGUCGGCUCUUACCUCCUUUACCAGCUGCUGCACUACGAUGUGGAGCAACUCCAAAUGGUUGCGUACGUUAUUGCGGAUCGAAAAUUUCUUUUUGACAAGACCGCCCAAACCGUGAAAAAAUACGGUGAGGCGUAUAGUAUCGUGGAUAUUUUGGACGGGUUGUCUGGGCGUGGUGUGAAAGGGUAUAUUAUCUACGACGUGGCAAUGAAGGGUCGUCAACCGUCUACUGGUUUGCCUUGCGAGGGAUGGGGCAUGAUUGUUGUGACAUCACCGAACAUAAAAAACUACGAAUGGUGGGCAAUGCAAAUGGGAGCGGAACGAAUCAUAAUUGAUUGCCCUGACGAGAGCGAUGUGAGGGCAAUGUGCAUUUGGAAGGAGCACAAUGGGCAGGUUGAGGAAGAAGAGGAAGAAGAAGCGGAAGAAGCGGAGGAAGAAGCGGAGGAAGAAGCGGAGGAAGAAGCGGAGGAAGAAUCGGAGGAAGAAUCGGAGGAAGAAUCGGAGGAAGAAUCGGAGGAAGAAUCGGAGGAAGAAUCGGAGGAAGAAUCGGAGGAAGAAUCGGAGGAAGAAUCGGAGGAAGAAGCGGACUACUGGGAAAAGGUGAAGAAGCGCAUGAAUAAAGUAGGGCCGAUUCUCCGCUUCAUCUUUAAUGGAAAUGAAUGUAAGUCUCGCGUUACGGCGUGUAAAUUCGCUGUGAAUAAUAUCACCGCUUCGAUGUUACAGUAUUACGCUGGUAUUGGAACUGGCAAGUCGUGCAACGGCCAUCAUGUGUCUCACAAGCUUGUGAAGGUUGUCCGAGUACGACAAAAAGACAAAAUUGAAUCGUCUUUGAAUUUGCUGAUAUCUCCCUACCUCGAAAGUAAAACAUUGUCCAAGAUGGAAAGUGAAAUGAAGCAGUCCGAUUUUAUUUUUCUUGUAUUGAGUAUAUGGGAUUAUGUCUUACC